CACCCGCCCUAGUUCCGGUCGGGGGGACGUUUACCCACGUAUGUCCUUCCAUAAGCCAUUGCAAGAAUGUAUCAACGCUCCUGGGAGUGACUUUCUACACCAAACCAAACUUCCUGUUGUUCACUAAUGCCACAAAUUAUACAAAGUACGGUGAAAAAUUAUCAGUCGACUACAAGAACAGACUGUCUGCAGAGUACAGGCAUCCUAACAGUGUGUUAUAUAUACGGAAUAUAAGCUGCUCGGAUCAGAAACUUUAUAACUGCAGCGUACAUUGCAUAGGAAAACCAUUUCGCACUUUUACUGAAGAUUUGGAAGUUUUAGUUGACUCCGGUCCGCCGUCCAUAAAUAUGAACGUUCUACACGAUUCAUCUGGUUUGGUGGAAAUCCGUUGCUAUGCAAAACUUGGCAAGCCCCGCAAAACCAUUGAGUUACUUCCAGAUGCCACAGGGGUCAACAAUUCUACGUUCGACAAUUGCAGCGAAUAUGGUGAAAGAAAAGUAAACGUUACGCUGAAGGCAGAAGAUGAUGGGAAAACUUUUAUAUGCCGAGUGGAAAAUAGAUCGGAUUCCGUAACAUUUAUUGCAGCAAAAAUUCCUCGAAUAAGUCUGAUCAUCAAGAGUGGUAACAUAACACAUUCUUCACGUGUUAUCCGUAUGGCGGAGCGAUCUUCUGUUGUACUAAAUUGUUCAUCGGAAGGGCAUCCGCGGCCUUUUUACACAUGGAGAUUCGUGUCGACUGCGUCCAGCAGGGAAAAAACUGAAAUGGGGAGUUCCUUGGAGCUAAAGCAUAGUCCCAGUGGAGGUAAUGGCACCUGGAUAUGCCAAGCAUAUAAUUCAGCCGUCGUUCACCGACCAACAGCCUCCAUAAGGAUUGAAAUGUUACCCGUACACCGGUCGCCAGAAAUGGUCACCGCCUUUCUGCCUACGUCGGUUAUACUGAUAAUAGUAUGCAGCGUAUUCGCUAGUGUCGGCGGCAUUGUCAUCUUCAUAAUCCGUGCGUGGGUUAGACGCACAAACUAUUACGAAUCUACAGCGCAUGAAGAGGUGUCGUUGAACCCAAUGACCAGUAUACAUGGACCCGACGAAGAGAUAAACAACAUUCAAACUGACGAUGAAGGAGAGGCUGAAAAUUACCUAACUCCUGUACCCAGGAGACCCAUCCUCGGCGCUUCGGAUACCCCUGUAGAGCAAGGCGUUGAUAGGCGAGACCCGCCAUGCCGACAAGUUUCCAUUAUGGAAGAGAUUGGGAGCGGGCACUUCAGUACAGUUCACAGGGCAAACUUGACAACAACCACCGGCCAAGUUGUUCUCGUGGCAGCAAAAUUAUGCAGAGGUGGUGCAUAUGAAAAAAGGGAAUUUGAACGAGAAGCCGAAAUUAUGAAGACAGUCUCCAAACACCCAAACGUUGUGGAAUAUCUGGGCUAUGCAGAAUCGUCGGGUACAUCAGUUCUCCUCCUUGAAUUCGCCACUUGUGGUGAUCUGCUCCAUUUACUGCGGAACAGUCGUGAUGUUGGCUGCUCACUACAUCCGGGCAGUACAAAGCUGUCACUAACAGAUCUUAUUUCGUUUUCUCUUCAAGUCGCAAAAGGAAUGGAACACAUAUCUAAGCUAAACUUGCUGCACCGAGAUCUUGCUGCACGGAACGUCCUCAUGUUUGACAACAGAGUGUGUAAGAUAUCUGACUUUGGACUGGCUAGGAAUAUAGCAGAGAGCAGACAGUAUGAGAGGCAGACCUCUGGUCCACUUCCGGUCAGAUGGAUGGCCCCUGAGUCGCUUGCGGACAACAUAUACACUACUAGAAGCGAUGUUUGGUCCUAUGGUGUUUUGAUGUGGGAGAUUUUCGCACUUGGGAGAGCACCCUAUGCUGGAUUUAGCGGUGCACAGACUUUGGAGUUUGUUAUAGCUGGCCGUACCUCUCAAUACUUACGUAGACCAAGCUGCUGCAGUCCUGAUAUAUACAGAGUGAUGCAGCGCUGUUGGGCUGUGGAACCAGGAGCACGACCGAAUUUUCGGGCGCUAGCGAAAACUAUAUUCGCCAUUUCCAUCAGUACAAGUCACGUAUGACUGCUAAGGGAGGAGGUUUGGGAAACGCACAGAGUAGUGGGUAAAACAUGCAAGAAACAUAUACCCGUAAGCCUAUAUCAUAAACUGUCAUUUUUCAGGCUAGAUUGGCCGUGUUGGAACCUGAACAGAAUUAAAUGCAACAGAAUUUACUUCAUCACAUUGUAUUUUCCUGAAGUCUCAAAAGCAUCAUACUAAAAGCUCCACAGAGUCCCCGCACGGCCAGGAAACAUGAAAUGUCCGAGAUAACUGCCAAUUACCAUAGAAAUAUACAUUCAUGGUCUUACCAGCUCACACCCCUACUUCAGCCCAAUCAUGCACUAGACACUGCCUACGUGUAUUACUUUAUUGCGGAUCAUAUUAUCAUACUUUGCAUAAAUUCUAAAUGGCCUCCAACAGUCAAAAAAUAAUAAUUCCCAUAAACAUUGGCUAGAACAUUGAAUUAUUUU
This is a messenger RNA of Lingula anatina, 2509 nucleotides long. RefSeq lists its product as uncharacterized. NCBI's taxonomy places the organism in Eukaryota, Metazoa, Brachiopoda, Lingulata, Lingulida, Lingulidae. Gene Ontology annotation, biological process: cell surface receptor protein tyrosine kinase signaling pathway; positive regulation of kinase activity; protein phosphorylation. Gene Ontology annotation, cellular component: signaling receptor complex; plasma membrane. The record is from RefSeq and is a predicted model, not a curated record. Gene Ontology annotation, molecular function: transmembrane receptor protein tyrosine kinase activity; ATP binding.